Molecule: messenger RNA, 1648 nt
Organism: Oryza sativa Japonica Group (Japanese rice)
Lineage: Eukaryota; Viridiplantae; Streptophyta; Magnoliopsida; Poales; Poaceae
Product: premnaspirodiene oxygenase
Molecular function (GO): iron ion binding; monooxygenase activity; heme binding
Source: RefSeq, a predicted model, not a curated record
AUACACAGUACAGAGCGCCGCCACAGCUCACAAUUAACCUUGGCAACCAUGGAUGAGCUCUUGUACAGAGCUCUCCUCCUCUCCGUGCUCGCCGUCGCGCUGCUCCAGAUCAUCAAGGCGUUCCUCAUCAUCAUCAGGGCAAAGCCGGCGGCGCCGCCCCUGCCGCCGGGGCCAUGGAGGCUGCCGGUGAUCGGCAGCAUGCACCACCUCGCCGGGAAGCUGCCGCACCGCGCGCUCAGGGACCUCGCCGCGGCACACGGCCCGCUGAUGAUGCUCCGGCUCGGCGAGACGCCGCUGGUGGUGGCGUCGUCGAGGGAGAUGGCGCGGGAGGUGCUCAGGACGCACGACGCCAACUUCGCCACCCGCCCCAGGCUGCUCGCCGGCGAGGUCGUGCUCUACGGCGGCGCCGACAUCCUCUUCUCGCCGUCCGGCGAGUACUGGCGCAGGCUCCGGCAGCUCUGCGCCGCCGAGGUGCUGGGGCCGAAGCGUGUCCUCUCCUUCCGUCACAUCAGGGAACAAGAGAUGGAGAGUCAAGUGGAAGAGAUCCGUGCAGCAGGACCAUCGACGCCAGUGGACCUCACCGCAAUGUUCUCCUUCCUGGUGAUCAGCAACGUCUCCCGUGCAUCCUUUGGGAGCAAGCAUAGAAAUGCCAAGAAGUUCCUUUCAGCUGUGAAGACCGGGGUCACUCUGGCUAGCGGUUUCAAGAUCCCCGACCUCUUCCCGACAUGGCGAAAAGUGCUCGCCGCGGUGACUGGCAUGCGGCGUGCCCUAGAGGACAUCCACAGGGUUGUGGAUUCCACCUUGGAAGAGGUCAUAGAGGAGAGAAGAAGCGCAAGAGAAGACAAGGCCAGGUGCGGCAUGGUGGGCACCGAGGAAAACCUCGUCGACGUGCUCAUCGGCUUGCAUGAGCAAGGUGGUUGCCUGAGUAGAAAUAGUAUCAAGUCAGUGAUAUUCGAUAUGUUCACGGCUGGAACAGGCACAUUGUCAUCAACAUUGGGUUGGGGUAUGUCAGAACUGAUGCGGAGCCCGAUGGUGAUGAGCAAAUUACAGGGUGAGAUCCGAGAAGCGUUCUAUGGAAAGGCAACGGUGGGAGAGGAGGACAUUCAGGCGAGUCGCCUCACCUACCUAGGAUUGUUCAUCAAGGAGACUCUUCGCUUGCACCCGCCGGUUCCUCUCCUAGUGCCCCGAGAGAGCAUUGACACGUGUGAGAUCAAAGGCUACAUGAUCCCAGCGAGGUCCCGCAUCAUUGUAAAUGCAUGGGCUAUCGGGAGGGAUCCACGAUACUGGGACGAUGCUGAGGAGUUCAAACCUAAGCGCUUCGAGAAAAACAUGGUCGACUUUACAGGGAGUUGCUACGAGUACUUGCCUUUUGGUGCAGGAAGAAGGAUGUGCCCUGGCGUAGCCUACGGGAUCCCCAUUUUGGAGAUGGCGCUUGUGCAGCUCCUCUAUCACUUCGAUUGGUCGCUGCCGAAGGGUGUCGUAGAUGUGGACAUGGAGGAGUCAUCUGGCCUCGGUGCACGACGCAAGACGCCUUUGUUACUCUGUGCGACGCCAUUUGUUGUUCCAGUAUUAUGAGGCACAUUCAAGAUGUGCUAGUUGAUUGGUGUAGAAGUCCUUUUUCUUUUUAAUUGUGUGAAAUUUUCUUUUC